CCCAGACCCGACAGGUCUUCAGGGAAGAGGGGCUGAAUUCAGGGACUUCUCCGCGCGUAAUGACGCCUUUACUGGCUGCUCAUGGUUUCAGGACUGGAAUGAUGUGGGGACUGCGCGUGCUUUUAGGGUGAUUUUUGUUUUUAAAGGCAGCCCCCCAUCUCUGAAUGGACCAUGGAGAACCGUAACCUGCGUUCAUCCCGCACUUCUUCCACGAGCGAUAGUUUCCAAGAGGUCUCCGUGCGUCUUCAAAGAACUUCUCACUUUUCUGGCGACUCUUAGGAUAUGUUGUGCUUUGCUCGAACCCUUCGCACACACACUUGAGACAGGUUUUCCAGUAACAGUUAGACAUGCAGAGCCGUGGUGCGGUGAGAGGCUCGGCCGGUCUGUCGGCGGUGCGCUCCUGCUUGCUGCUGCUCUUCAUCCACAUGAGCGCACCGGUGGAGGCGAAGAGAGCGCCCGGCGGUCGGGCGCAAGCUCGGCGGGCGCAGCAGCAGCAGCAGCAGCCUGCGGUGAACAGGGAGCGGGUGGACGGAGCAGAGAGCUUCCCAUUAGACUUUACAGCCGUGGAGGGCAACAUGGACAGCUUCAUGGUGCAGAUAAAGAACUUGGCGCAGUCGCUGUACCCGUGUUCUGCGCAGAAGCUGGAUCAAGACAUGAAGCUGCACUUUUUGAAGAAUGUAUCUGUGACUUGCAAUGACGGGUCACCUGCGGGGUACUACAUCAAGGAGUCUAAAGGCAGCAAGAGGUGGCUGCUGUUCUUAGAAGGUGGAUGGUACUGUUUCAACAGGCAGACCUGUGACAGCAGGUACGAGACAAUGAGGAGACUGAUGAGCUCCACCAAGUGGCCGCGAACCAGAACAGGAACAGGAAUUCUGUCUCCUCAACCAGAGGAAAACCCUCACUGGUGGAACGCCAACAUGGUCUUCGUCCCGUACUGCUCCAGCGAUGUGUGGAGUGGAGCCACGCCGAAGACUGAUCACAGUGAUUAUGCAUUCAUGGGCUCUCUGAUCAUUAAGGAGGUGGUGAACGAGCUGCUGACAAAAGGUCUGGACAACGCCAAGGUCCUGCUCCUGGCAGGAAGCAGUGCGGGUGGUACAGGUGUCCUCCUGAACGUGGACCUCGUUGCAGAGCAGCUGGAGUCGCAGGGCCACCAAGGGGUGCAGGUCAGGGGUCUGGCUGACUCUGGGUGGUUCCUGGACAACAAACAGUACAAAUUCACAGACUGCCUGGAUACCAUCAGCUGUGCACCCACCGAGGCCAUAAAGAGAGGCAUCAGGUACUGGGGCGGCUUGGUGCCAGAGAGCUGCAGACAGGCUCAUGUGGGAGAGGAGUGGAACUGUUUCUUUGGGUAUAAAGUCUACCCCACGUUGAAAAGCCCGGUGUUUGUGGUGCAGUGGCUGUUUGACGAGGCCCAACUGACGGUCGACAACAUCCACCUGACCGGACAGCCCGUCCACGAGGGCCAGUGGAGGUACAUACAGAACCUGGGACAAGAGCUGAGGAGCACGCUACGAGACGUCCCGGCGAUGUUUGCUCCGGCCUGUCUGUCACAUGAGCUCAUCACUAGAACCCACUGGAUGGACAUUCAGGUGAAAGGCACCUCUCUGCCCCGAGCCCUCCACUGCUGGGACCGAAGCCUCCAGGACAGCAACCACAUCAACGGCAGCCACAGCAACCACAACCACCAAAAGCACAAGACCCCACCAGCGAGGGGUUGCCCCCGGCAUUUGAUCGACAGCUGCCCGUGGCCUCACUGCAAUCCCUCCUGCCCGACUAUUCGCGACCAGCUGACGGGACAGGAGAUGAGCGUGAUCCAGUUCCUGAAGCACAUGGGCUUUGACGUGCAGAAGAUGGCCCAGCAGCAGGGGAUGGACCCCAGGACACUACUGGGCAUGCUCAACAACGGGAACUGAGGUGCUUUUCUUUGAAGUGCAGCAAUGUUAUUGCCUGUGAGCCGUUCAGCAAAUGAAUGGAAGACAGCUGGAAGAUGAACUCGAAAGAGAAAACUGUCUACUUCCAAACAUCGCCUUCCAUAAACAACAAACAAGGCUCAGCUUUGAAAAACUGAACGACUCAAAAACUGAUGAGUUUUGAGACACUGUUGAGUCAAAUACAAUCAAACCACAACGUUUGAGCUGUUUAAACACAACAUAUGGGAUCACAUGCCCCUUGUUUUAACACAUAGACAGAUAUAUACUGUAGAUAUGCUUUUAUUGUGAGGUGUACACAAAUACUACGAAAGGUGGGUAUAGUGUGUAUAUAUACAGUAAAUAUGUACCGUUCAGUAUGUAUGUGAAGUUGAGACUGUCAUGGUGGUAAAAAAUCUAAAACAAAACCCAGAUUUAAAAAAGUUGGGACAUUGUGUAAAACCUAAAUAAAACCAAAUGCAAUCAUUUGCAAACAAACUGUAUUUACU
Messenger RNA from Chelmon rostratus (copperband butterflyfish), 2416 nucleotides. RefSeq names its product notum, palmitoleoyl-protein carboxylesterase b (gene notum1b). NCBI's taxonomy places the organism in Eukaryota, Metazoa, Chordata, Actinopteri, Chaetodontiformes, Chaetodontidae. The transcript has 11 exons. Gene Ontology annotation, molecular function: hydrolase activity. The record is from RefSeq and is a predicted model, not a curated record. Bases 348 to 1913 code for a protein of 521 amino acids.